This is a messenger RNA of Mytilus californianus (California mussel), 5676 nucleotides long. RefSeq names its product calcipressin-2-like. Gene Ontology annotation, biological process: calcium-mediated signaling. The coding region runs from base 137 to 823 and encodes 228 amino acids. Gene Ontology annotation, cellular component: cytoplasm; nucleus. The record is from RefSeq and is a predicted model, not a curated record. The transcript is spliced from 4 exons. NCBI's taxonomy places the organism in Eukaryota, Metazoa, Mollusca, Bivalvia, Mytilida, Mytilidae. Gene Ontology annotation, molecular function: calcium-dependent protein serine/threonine phosphatase regulator activity; nucleic acid binding.
UUCAAGUUUUUAUAAAACGACAAAAGGGUAAAGAUUUGGUAUUUUUAAUGAAUAUAGUUUGACAGAUUGACGUCAUGUACUUUUUUCGUGUUUUGAUUCUACAGUCGUGUUGACACACAUAAGGCAUUAUUUUAGCAUGCCAAAAGAUCUAAAAGAGUCAACUGAACCAGAGCAACUUGACAAUCGAUGGGAUAUAAUGGAAGUAGAAGAUAAUAUCGGUCAUGCUGAGGAUGUUGGCACCGGCGCCAGCAUGGAAGGACAGUUUAUGGAAGACAAUACAUUUACAGACUUACCGAAUGCAUUAAUUGUCACUAACGUUGCUGAAUGUGUAUUCGAUAAUGAAGAUGCAAAGAAGGAACUAGAAGAUGUGUUUAGAGUUUUUGAUGAAGAUGCUUCUUUCCAGUAUUUAAAAUGUUUUCGACGAGUUCGAGUAAACUAUAUAUUACCUGAUGCUGCAGUUAAGGCCAGAAUACAUUUACAUGAAACACAAAUUUGUGGACAGGUGUCAAAAUGCUUUUUUGUUCAGCCAAUACAUACCAGUGGAGGUAACAGUCCUCAUCUGAAGUUACCACCACUUACAAAACAAUUCCUCAUCUCACCACCAGCCUCACCACCUUUAGACUGGGAACCAGUGCAUGAAGCUGAACCAGUCAUUAAUUUUGAUCUGUUACAUGCCAUGGCCAAUCUUGCUCCAGGUCAAAGUCAUGAACUUCAUCCUCAGUCAGACAAACAUCCAGCCAUUGUUGUACAUAUUUGUGAAGACUCCUCAGACCCAGACAUGAACCAACCUCCAAAGAUUAUCCAAACACGUAGACCACCAUAGUUUGAAAUCAUACUUUAUAUUUGACAGAAAACUUUUCCAAGAAUUUGUUCAUGGCAAAUAUGUAUUCUGCAUUUGUUACCAUUGACAACCUAUGUUGCCAUUUGUUGGACAUCAAAAACCAAUGUUCAAAACAUGUAUUACUUAAUAGGUGUCUUAUAUGUAGAUUUUAUUUUUACAAAUAUUUUGAAAAAAUGUUUGAAAAUCGAAACUUAUUUUUGCUAAAGGUCUGCAUUUCUCCUUUUGGGAACUGGAAAGUUUUAAUAUGUGGUAAUAUAUGAGUUAUGAUAGGUCUGUCAAACAUUUUAUCCUUCAAUGGGGAAAGAGAUGAGGUAAGCCAAAAAAAAAAUAAUACAAAAUAAAGAAUUUCAGACUAUUGAAUAUUAUAGUCAACCAAAAGGUUUAUUUCUGAUGUCGCUUUGUUCUUUUUGUGUUUUUUUUACAAUUUUUAAUUAUUUCAGAAUUAAUAAGCUCUUAAUUAUAAUUGUCUGGCAGUAAUUCUAAAGGUCUGUUGGUUGUUGACAAAGUUCCUGUGAAAUAUAGAUUGGUACAGUGACAGGCUGUCCUUGAAUUGACUAAAUGUAAAAUAAAAAUCAUACCUAUCGUAAUUAUAAUAUAUGAAAUAGGAAUAAAUUGAGUUAUAUGGCAAAUAUCAGUGUAACAGCAAAACAACGUUAAAAUAGUAAAAAAAAAAAGACAUUAGGAGGACAUCUUGAUAAGGCAAUAAUUUAUCUUACAAUUUUUGGCAAUGAUAACUGAAAGCAAACAUUUCUGAAUGUAAACAUGGUAAAGAUUACACCGCACUUCCUUUUAUUCAUACUUAAAGAUGUAAAGUGAAAUUAAAAAAAAUCUAGAAUUUAAAAUUGAUACUAUAAGUCAGAAGAGCAUUAGUUAAGGAACAAAAUAAGCUAAAAAUAUUGAUAGGUUAUGGAGCUCCUUUCCGAAAUAUUUAAUUUUUUUUAAAUGGCAGGAAAAGGCUGACUCGGACUUUUACCUUAUAUUUGUAUUGGUAUCAUUUGGUUCUCAAAUUGAAAGAAAAGAAAUCUAGAAUCUGCUUUAAUUUUGGUAAAUGACCUUUUAUGGGCUAUUGAAGUCUUAUAUGAAAAGAAAAAUGGGUGUUAUCGGGCAAAAUAUUUUACCCUGUAUCGUAGGAAAAACCCAAUGAGUCCGAACAUCUGACAAGAAUUCCUAAACCUGACCUUAGUACAUCCUUAAAUUCAUUUUUUUUAUCAAAUGCUCAACUUUAUUUAGAAUAUUAUGUCAAUCAUUUGAAAUUUUGAAUUUUUUUAUUGAUAAUUUUCUGGUUUACAAAUUUUAUGUUGGUACUUGUUCUUAACAUUUACAUAUAAUUUAAUUUUGGAUGUAAUGCGUCUUCUGAUUGGCUGACAGUGUUUUGUCUAUCAGCUCAUAGACACAAUUUGUCAUGUAACCGUGACGUCAUCAACGUUUUUCAUUAUUUACUCCGGUAUAAAAUGCAAUUUAGAAUUAAAUUAUAAGGAAUGACUGUAAUAUUUUUUCUGUUUAUUCGAAAUAACAUAAAAAAUGUUGUGCACACUUUAAAAUAACCUGCUAUGUGGGUUAUUCAGUGUGCACCACAUUUUUUAUGUUUUUUCUUCAUAGACAGAAAAAAUAUUACAGUCAUUCCUUAAAUGAAAUGAAGUAUUUUAAAAGUUACAUUUAUGAUAAAAAUAAAAAUAAAAAAACAAUUACCAUUCAGAAGUAUUUUCUAAAAGCAAGGCAAUAUAGGACAGACUUGUAUAAAUAAUAUUUAGAAAGUUGUCACUAGUCAUCUUUAUUUAGUAUUGUCAGUACUUGCAUGUAGUUUGGAAAAAUAUAUUGUUAAACACUGGUGCUAGAUAAAUGUAUAUAACAAAUAUGUACAUGUAAUGUAGUUGUAUAAAAAUGUGCCAUGUUUUGUUGUUGCAGAAAAAUCUUCUAUUUGAAUAUGUAUUGGUUUUUCAUGCUUAACCUUUCUACAUGAUUCAGGGAAAAGCUAUAAAGGGUUGAUGGACAAAAAUCUCCCCCCCAAAAAAAAACGAAAAAAAAACAGCUGGGCCUUUAAAAUUUUGAAAACAGGAAUCAUGAAGCCUAUUGUUUGAUUGUGGGGCCAUAAUAUUUGUUCGGAGUCACUACAUUUGUCUAAAUAGGGUCCUAGCUGGCUACAUUAAUAACAUGCUUUUUUGUUCUUGGAAUUUUGAUUUAUUUCAGAAAAGGACAAGUACUACUGUAGUACCAAGUUUGGUUAACCAGAUUUUUUUGUUUCUGUGGACAGGUUUUCUUGAGAUUUUCUCUCUGACUUUCUAGCUUCACUUAAAAUAGCUGCUUCUAAAUUGUAACUUCCUAAAGUUCUCUUUUGGUGUCAACUGUGUAUUUUUUUUCAUAACUCCUGGAGGGCUGAAUUGAUCCACUCUUGUGUCAGAGUAUUUUGUAUUUCUCAUUUUAUCAAUAGUGGUUUCAAUAACAGUUAAAUCAUUUCUUUUAGCUGGUGGUCCUAAUUCUUCAGACCAGUUUUUCUACAGUAUUUACAUUAAGAUCCUUACAACUUGUUAAAAAUAUAUAUUUGUUUUUUACAAUAUUGAUAGAAUGCUACCAUUAAAGGCCAUAAUGUUUUGAAAACUAUUCUUUCAAUAGUCAGCUGCAUUUCGUUUUAUGAAUGUAUAAUCAUGAUAAUAGUAGUAGAAAUAGGGGGUGUUUAACAAUUUAUAAUGAUCAAAUUAUUAGAAUGUAUAUUGCAAAACACUGACUCAUCAACACUCCAUUAAUUCUAAGAAUUCAAGAGGCUGAUUUGAUUGUUCCUUGCAAAAGUCAGUUUCAUCUCAUAAGGUUAGAAAUUUGUAAGAUGAGGCGAUUGAUUCAAUGAAUAAAAGUUUGCACUUCUGUGUAAUAAAUUAUAUCAUUUCAGUAGAUGCUUUUUCUGUAGAUCAUCAAUACUGAAGUGCUGAUUGUAUUUUGUAUGAAAGUAAAUAUAAAAAUAUAACAGGGUAAAAUUGAAGCAUUAAACGUUUUGUUGUUAAUCAUCAUAAUAUGUAUAGCAAUUAACAGGUGUUCUUGUCAUCAAUUCAAUUGUAUAUGUAGAAUGACAGAGUCAUAUUAACUUUGAGUUUUUUUAAUGUCUUUUAUAUGGCCAUAUGUGGUAAUACCAUCACUUGGUAUCCAAUGUCCAUCUUAUAAUCGUCUCUUAUAGGGAAUCACUUAAGGAUUAAAACCUAACUAAUUAUAGAUCCUCAUUACUGAAUAAUUCCUGGCCAAAUGUUACUUUGAUAUCAUUCUACCUUCCAAAACACCUAACCAGGUCUCUGGUGAAAACUUUUAAACACCUUUUGCAGAACUGGUUAAGGAGAUCAAACCAGUUUUGACACAAUAGGGAUCCUUUUGGGGGAAGGUUUAAGGAGUGUUGAACACCAAAAUAGCAUUCCUGCCUGCAGAAAACUUUGUUUUUACAUUGAACCAUGUGUGAACUAUUCAGAUAAGUAUUCUUAAGAUUACUUUAUUAGACAAAACCAAAAAACUAAAAAGUGCUUUUAAACAUGUCAUGGGCAGCAUUAGUUCAUGUGUUUCUAAAUUUAUGAUUUCAUUCAUUAACUAACAAAAUGAUGCAAAUCUUUCAUUUAAUAGGUAAUGAAAGUUUGGGUUACUAAUUAUAAGUUGACCUUUAAUAUAGUUUGAUCGAACUGAUGAUGGUAUUUUUGUGGUUUAUUUGGGAAUUACUGUUAAUUAAUAUGAUUAUAAGUUGGUAUAAUAGUUUACAGUGCAGUUUGUUUGUUUGUAAACAUUUUUAUGGAGGUCUAAGUUAUAUGCUUUUUGACUGUAAAAUGAUCUCAGUAUAAAAUUUAUUUUUUUAAGAACACAUUUUUUAUGAAACAACUCAUACCACUUUUUUGCAGCCUCUGUCAUUGCUCAGUCCAUAUACAUGCAUGACAGACAUUUAACCUCCGUGUCUGCUGAAUAUUCAGAUAAUGGGAAAAUCAGAGUAAAAUUUCUGUCAUGAAAAUUAUGGGUCUUAUAGAGUAUUAGAACCGUAAACAAGUAAUUUUAAGCAUAUAGUUUUUCUCCAUAAUUAUUUUGAUGAUAUUUAAAAGUGACUUGUAAAAUACAACCUCAUUAUAAUAACUGUUGUGUAUUGUGGCAUUUAUUUAUUCAUUGGUACCAGUUUUUUGUAAUUAAUGAGGGAAAAACUGGAGUCUGAUUGCAUUUUGGGCAGUUUUUUUUAGAUUUGCAGAAUUGAAGUGGAAAAAAUUACCUGAUUAUUUGCAUGGUUUUAAUGAACUUCUGGAACCCUAACUUUAGUCGUUCUUGUUUCUUGAUGUCAUUGUUUAUCAAGGAGUUUUUAUUCAGUAGUUUAAAUUGAAUUUAUUCAUAGCUUUUCUAUAGUCAGAACUAUUUAGAGCUUUACAAAUGGAAUGGGAGGCUUAUCAAGGAAUACUGCAGUCUUCACAAUUAACCACAAGCUGUACAGCUCAGGCCAGAAAAAAGGUGUUUGGCCAGUAAAAUUUUUAUAAAAAGAUGCCUCACAAGCCAUGUUAAUUUAUGGAAAUUUUAUGAAAGGCUGAUUUUAGGGUUUGAACAUCUAGAAAUUUUCAUGAAGACUGUGACUGUAUGUUGACAUCUGUUUGUUUUUUAUUUGGGAUAUAUUGAAUUGCUGGGUUGCUGUCUCUUUGAUGUUUACCUCUCAAUCCUCUCCUAUUUGUAAAAUCACUAGAAAUUACUUUCACAGUUAUCAUACAAACUGUAUAACAUUGCAUAAUGCUUAGAUAUUUAUACAAAUUGUUUUGUUGUUUUACGUUUGUUAAUUGUUCAUUAUAAUUGUGUAUUUACAUGAAUGAACAGAACUGCCUAUAAUAAAUAUGAAAACCAUU